This is a messenger RNA of Alternaria atra, 1110 nucleotides long. RefSeq lists its product as uncharacterized. NCBI's taxonomy places the organism in Eukaryota, Fungi, Ascomycota, Dothideomycetes, Pleosporales, Pleosporaceae. The record is from RefSeq and is a predicted model, not a curated record. The coding region runs from base 1 to 1110 and encodes 369 amino acids. The transcript has a single exon.
AUGUCGCUGAUAGCCGCUGCAAGGUUCCUCACGAACAACUACAAGGAAACAUAUGCAGUGUGCUUCUGGGAGGAGUCGGGUCAGAUGCGAGCUUCCGAUCCUGGCUGCCAAUAUAACCGGGAUGUCUUCGAAACGCCCACACACAGCGGCUGGCCAGCCUUCUACGCACUUCUCGUCGUCACGUUCGUGUUCGGUCUCAUCGUCUAUCGCAACAGCCCACUGCGUCUGAUGCAGGUCACGUUCUGGCUUCACUUCCUUAUCACCACCACCAUCCGCUGUCUCUCUACAUUCUCCGGCUGGACCACACAGCCCACCUGGUCGAGCUUGAUCUGGAACUCCAACUCGCCAGGCAAAAUAUGCUGGUUAUGGCUGCUAGUCGAAUGCGGAUGCUGGAACUGGACUUACCUCGGUUUUUACGACGACUACUACUUCCAUGAAGCCACCCGCACCGUGCACGACCGAAGCGGCAAUUCUGUAUGGAGAUUCACGUCCGAGAAGACAGAUGACGAUUCAGAAGACAUGCUGUACAGUCCCUACAGUCUCAUGUUCCGACCCUGGCGCGACAUCGCCGUCCGUUUAUCGUACAUCCACCUGAUUGACAACACUAUUCACGUCAUCUGGUUGCGAUACUUUCACGUCGACGCCCCGUACACUGCUUACAUCAACAACUCGGAGAUCCUGACCGUGCUCUUGUUCCUCAGUCUGACCGUAUACACAUUUACACGCAUGCAUACACACGUGUACUUUGACGACGCUGUCGCAGACUCUCUUGUCGACAUGAAGAGUAUAGUCCCGAUAUCCAAACACUCGGCUACACGCCACCUCUUCACCUUUGCGUCACCGCACCAUCUUUUCCGUACGGCAUCGAAAUCGCGCCAGAUCUUUAUGAUCUCUACGUGCGUCAUGGCAACGGCGGCGGUUGCAACAUGGGAGUUGCAUCCCUGGGCCCCACGAUUCUGGGAGGUCGUCCGCUAUGUUGUGGUUGUAAUGAUAUUCAGGGUUUUUGUGAAGUCGUGGAGGGAGUAUGGCAAGAUGUGGAAGAUUGACGAACCUGAGGUGCAACCACCGGAACAGGUCAAGUUUCAUGGGGGAGUCAUUGCGGCAGUGUAG